GCUAUUUAGACUCAACAUACAAUUUCCUUUUGAAGCAUCUUUAUCAAGCACAGCAACCAUGGGUCUUCUUCGUUCAGUGGUGCUGAUCACUACUCUUUUCCUGGGAUUGUUUGUCCAAAUCGUUUCAUCCUCGGCCAUUGUCGUAGGCUACUAUCCGUCAUGGAAGAGGCAGCACAUGUCGUCAGUUGACUUUUCCAAGUACACACAUAUGAAUAUGGCGUUCGCGAUUCCGGCGUCCGAUGGAUCUUUCUCGUUUGAAGGCGACUGGUUCCUCCCACAGGUUGUUAGCGACUUGCACAACAAGGGUGUCAAGGUGCUGAUCUCGCUUGGCGGGUGGACUGGCUCAAACCUGCUCUCCGGCAUCAUGAAGUCGGACAGCACACGCAAGUCGCUGAUCACCAGCAUUAUCAGUUAUCUCGACACGUACAGCCUCGACGGUAUUGAUCUGGACUGGGAGUACCCUGGGCGCCUUGGCAACACCUGCAAUGUGUAUGAUGUAGACAACGACUACAGGAGCUACCUGACAUUCCUGCAGGACUUGCGGUCGCAGCUCGAUAAAAAGUUCAGCAGCAACAAGAAGCUGAUCACUAUGGCUGUCCGUGUUGAGCCGUUCGAUGGCCCUGAUGGGCCGAUCUCUGACUUGUCCGAGUACGCCAAGGUUGUCGACUUUGCCAACAUCAUGCAGUAUGACAUCAACGGUGGCUGGAACAAGGUCACUGGCCCUAAUGCUCCGCUGAAUGCCGAGCCAGGAAAAGGUGCGCAGUUGUCGUUCGCGUCUGCCAUCGAGGCAUGGACCGGCGCUGGCUGGCCCGCCAACCAGCUGACAGCGGGUCUUGCGUUCUACGGCCGGGCUACAACUGCCUCAGAGGACAUGACCAAGGAUCCAGGCAACAUGUACCAGCAGCAGUCAACCACUGUGCCGCUGGGCGACUCGGAGGAUGCCUCCUGGUAUGAUUCAUGCGCAGGUGCAGCCGCCAACUCUGGCACCUGGCAGUGGAAGAACAUGCGUGGCACUGUCCUCUCCGACGCAACGACGCCCAUCUCGCCGUGGGUGCGUACCUGGGAUAACGCCACAUCGACGCCCUGGUUGUUCAACCCUAGCACCAAGAUGUUCAUCUCGUACGAUGACACCAAGAGCAUCAAGAUGAAAGUCGAUUAUGCUGGGUCGAAGGGUCUAGCUGGUGUCAUGGUCUGGUCGUCGAACAUGGACUACAACAACGAGCUCUUGGAUAUUGCUGUAGGCUUCAGUAGCAGUGGGGGUGGAAGCGGAAGUGACUCUGGUGCUACAAGCAGUGCCCCAUAUACAUAG
Linderina pennispora is the source of this 1309-nucleotide messenger RNA. RefSeq names its product chitinase. Gene Ontology annotation, cellular component: extracellular region. The transcript has a single exon. The record is from RefSeq and is a predicted model, not a curated record. Gene Ontology annotation, molecular function: chitinase activity; chitin binding. Bases 59 to 1309 code for a protein of 416 amino acids. Gene Ontology annotation, biological process: chitin catabolic process; carbohydrate metabolic process. NCBI's taxonomy places the organism in Eukaryota, Fungi, Kickxellomycota, Kickxellomycetes, Kickxellales, Kickxellaceae.